UCACGCUGUUACGUGCCUGCCUGGGCUCAGCAGCAGCUGCAGGAGAGUCGGGAAUAGUUGGCUGACGUCUGCGCAUCACCUGCUCCAAACAGCCGCAGUGUUCGGGUUGUUGGGAGUUCUGUCCUUCCUGAAAGCACCGGGGGAUGGAGGGAUGAUCAGGACCGACCUCCCUCCCCCAUCUCCCGCUGCUCUACCUCCGCUCGUCGCUCCUCCGUCGUCCGGGGCUCGGCUGGAGCUGUGUCCGGGAUGUGGGCUCCGCUGCUCGGCCGGGCUGCGGUGCUGGCGGCCCUGUUGGCGCUCAGCUCGUGCCUGACAGAAUUACAUGUGUGCCCUCGCAGUCUGGACUGUGCCCGUGCAGGACGGCACUUCUGCCAGCCAGGCAGCGCCCGGUGUGGGCCCUGUCUGUACCCCCUGGUGGAGAACCUGCACGGACGCUGUGUCAUAAAGAGGAGACUCCUUUAUCAUCCUGCUCCGUUCACUAAAGUCAUGAGCAGCGUGUUCAUCGUCGCUGGUCUACUGGUGCUGAUCGUAGCAGGGAUCUGCUGGCUCAGAUUGCAGAGAGGCGUUCGUUUAACCCAGAAGGUGGACUAUCCUGCAUACGGAGUGAUAAAAGCUCAAGUUUUUUCCAAUUUUCCUGGAGAUCAGAAGCUGGCCCACAGUGCCCAGAUGUACCACUACCAGCACCAGAAGCAACAAAUGCUUUCCUUGGAGAAAAACAGGGAUGAGCCCAAAAUUCCUGAAUCUGGAGCAUCAACAGAUGAGGAGAACGAGGAUGGAGAUUUCACAGUGUAUGAGUGUCCUGGACUGGCACCAACCGGAGAAAUGGAGGUGAAGAACCCGCUGUUCGACGACUCUAAUCUUUACCUGCAGAGAUUCCACAAGUAAACACGGACAUGUAGAUGUUUCUCUCUCAGAAUGCAGCACUCUUUGAAUUUUACACACAUGCACACUCCGUGCACUGCUGUUCUCAGUCCAGCCUCAUUUGGAAACGGGAUGAGGAGAGUAAAGUACACAGAAGAGGAAAGGACGAGGACUGAAACAUGACCUGGAAUUAAAAAAAAAAACAAAUAGAAAAAAUGUGCCCAUGUUUAUUUCAUGUUCUCAACCUGACUGAAUGUGAGUGUCCUGUUCUGCCACCAGGUCUCGUUCUGGCUCAUGUUCAGUUCAGCUGUAUCUGAAACCUAACCAGGAAUGAGACAUGUAGAUCAAAUGUGUUCAAACUUCAGAUUUGGGGUUUUAUUCCGUUUUUUCUCAUUAUUUUCUUUUAAAACAAGUGAGAUUUUAAUAUUUUAACAUGCCUCCCCACAGCACAGUAUCAGUAUUUUAUGUAGCCUUUGUGUUUCUGGUCUAGUUCCUCUAUGCAUGAACUGAUGAUGUAAGAAGUCAGAGUUGACAUGCCUUUACAGGUUGUUUCUAAGUUUGUACCUCAAAUAUGCUGAUAUUUAUCAUCUACAUUUACAUAUAUACAUAUACAUGUAUAUAAAUGAUGAUAGUUCUGUCUUCUGUAUAUUGCUGCUGUUGCCAGCAGGACAGAGAUCCUGCCGGUCACUCAGUGUUUUCAUGUGUUCUUCAUUUUCUCUCAGAUACUCUGAGAACACUUGUGUGUUCAGUGGUCCUGCGCAAGUGGAAAUUAUUGAGUCAGACAAAUAACUGAGUUCAGGUUUUUCAAUCUUACUCAGUCCACUUUUUUAGGUCCACCCGUUCAACUGCUGAACACAAACAACUGUUCAGCCAAUCACAUGGCAGCAACUCCAUGCCCUUAGGGAUCUAGAUGUGUGCAGGUACGUUCUGGUGCCCAGAACGUGGACCAAAGGGGAAAGUUGGUGACUGAAUAAGACCUGGAUGUUGGAGUCAGACAGGCUGGUCUGAGUUUUUCAGAACCUGCUGAUCUGCCGGGAUUAUUAUACACAACUAUUCUUUGGUUUACAGAGGAUGGUCUAAGGCAGUAUUUGUGUGGAUAAAAUGACAUUAAUGAUGUAAAGGAGAAUGAGCAGAUUGGUUGGAGAUGAUAGAAAGGCAAUAGUAGCUCAGAAAGCCACAGCAYGUUCCAUUUGUGUCAGCCAAGAACAAGAAACUGAGGCUACAGUUCACACACUAAAACUGGACAAGAAGAGUUUAGAAAAACAUCUCUGAGUCUUAAUCCACUGGACUCCAAUGGUUUCCACAGUCAYCAGGUCUCAGUCCAGUCCAGCACCUUUAGGAUGGGCUGGAUCAGGAGAGACACUUCAUGGAUGUUCAGCUGUGUCAUGUCGGUAUGGAGCAGAAGCUCAGGAAUGUUUCCAACGCCUGACAUGAAGGAUUAAACCAGUCCUGAAGGCAGAGUGUCUGACUCAGCCAUGCUUUACAGAACAAACCUUCAGCUGAGAUAGGUCAGAGUAAAUUGGUUUUUACGUGUCUGAACUGACCUUUUGAGAUCUUGUGAUGUUGAUGAAACUUGWUCUCUUUUUCCACAGAAUGUUUAACUGAUAAUGACACACAUCAGCUUGUCAAAUGUGUAAAACUACUGCCACAACUUUAUUGGUACAUUUAAAUUUUACAUCACAAUGUAAGUCAUAUAUUGUCUUCUCCCACCCAGUGUCCCUCACCRCUGUAGGACUUAGGAUUUUAUCCCCCAAUUCCUGCAGGAUUUAAAGAGCGCUCAGGUUUCUGUAGGUUUUAGUUAUAUUUUAGCUCAAAAAAUUCUCAUCAAAACUGGAAAUGAAGGGAUUUAUUUUUACUCAUCGCACCUCAUAGAUAAAACUCGGGAAACAUAAAACUUCACCUGAAUGCGCGUCAGAGCCUUCUGCUCAUCAUUAAAGACUUGUCUCUGCACAGCGAGGCUUACCUUUCAGUCUGUUCCCGUCUGAAUCAUCAGCUUUUUAAACUGAGUGACAGACGCAGGUGUGUGCUUACCAUGUUGAUCAUAAUGCAUUGCUGGCAGCAGCUGUAACAUUACAUUUGAUUUUGGCUCUUUACUCAAAAUGUAGGUAUUUUAUUCUUAGUUUAGAUUAUUACAAAGUUGUGUUGGAAUGUUAGCCUUGCAUGGCGACUGCUAGAGAUUAGCCCCGCCCUCAGAAACGGCUGGAUGGAUGUUGGGCUCCAGUGGCACUGGCACCCUUUAAAUUUUCUACAGAUAUUAUUUUAGUUUUUCAAAUGGUUUCCAGUUUAUCAGGUAAAACAUUUUGCAUCUUACAGAGAGGAGACCUUAUUUAUUCUCUGAUCAAUGAAUUAAAGAAAUGUUAAAGUACAUAAUAAAUAUUUUAGGACUGUUACGUUAGCCCAAUGUGUUACUGUGGAUAUUUCCUAGAAAACAAGUUUAAUGUAUAAAUAUAAUCCAUAUCUGUUAUUUCUGAGUUUUUUUUUUUUUUUUUAUAGUUGAGUGAAUAAUAAAAGAAUUGUACAAAGCCUGAAUGUUCUGCUGCUGGUAGCAACACAUCUGCACUGACUGAUGGAUGUAGAUGUGUGCAGCUGCUGGUCUUUUUGCUGAAUUUGUUUCUUUGACUUCCCAACUAAUGUAAGUUUCAGGCUCCAGUUACAGAAUGAAGGUCCUGAUUCUCUGGCCCAAAGCCACAAUGUCACAGUUUCCCAGAUUGUGAAGGAGCACAUUCUUCUGUAGCUGUCUGCACACACACACAUGCACGUUUGUUCUUCUAUCCUCAUGGGGACAUUGCAUUGAGCCUAACCCUGACCCCCUACCCCUAAASCUAACCUAAACUCAAGUCACACGUUAGUCCUAACCCCUCAGCCAUCAACGAUAUUUCCCCUAAUGUGGACUGGGUUUUGUCCCUACCGGGUAUCAAACGUGCACACACACACACACACACUCACACUGCAAGCAGCUCAUGAACCAUGUUGACAGGACUGUUUUAUCGAAGUCAAGCUCAAAGAACAAAACAUGGACAUAAGGACAAUAAGAAAAUAAUAAAAUCUCAUGUUUGCCUUUUUUAUGUUACACAACUCUGUGUGUGUUCUUUUGGUUCUCUCUCAUGUUGAGUUGGUACUUUGUUACCAGCGGUUUCCAGGCUUCAUACAGUAUAUGUUGCUAUCAUGGUUAGCCUGCAUGUGGAAAAACUGUUCAAAUGAAAGAAAUAAAUAUAACAGCCUG
Austrofundulus limnaeus is the source of this 4084-nucleotide messenger RNA. It is a transcript of the gene npdc1b, whose product is annotated as neural proliferation, differentiation and control, 1b. The record is from RefSeq and is a predicted model, not a curated record. NCBI's taxonomy places the organism in Eukaryota, Metazoa, Chordata, Actinopteri, Cyprinodontiformes, Rivulidae. Gene Ontology annotation, cellular component: membrane.